AUGUUGGAAUAUCGACCAACGGAUAACGAAUUGCUAGCAGUUUACGGAUUAAGAACGUUAAAUCCCACGGCAAGAGAGGACUUGACCAGAAUUGAAAACAACUACUCGCAAGAUUUGACCAGUUUGUCAACAGAAGAACAGUUUAAACUACUAGAAAAACUACACGAUUCGGGAGUUAAGGAGGUACCAAACCACACACAUGAUUUUGAGGACCCUUUGAAGGGAAGAGGCUCGAACAUCGUGCAGGAUUUGCUCCGGAAACAAAUAGUCAAGGCUCAUGACGAUCCCAGGUUGGAAAGUUUCCUUGUGAGUUCACGAGAUUUCAAUGCAUACAAGUAUCUCAAUAGUGUGCACAAGGAUACAUCCUUGCAGGAGUUGGAUGGAGCACUUCGAAUCUUGGAAAAUGGGAUACAUUUGUACACCGAUGAUUUAAAGCACUCGAUUGAGCAAAACUUUGACAGAUUCAUCGAUUGUAAACAGAGAAUUGAUCGGUCGUUGAAUGAGUUUGUCAACCAAAAGACCCGCAUGCAGCAGGAAAAGGACAACUCCAAGGUUUUCAACCCUCGUCGACACAAGAUCGCGGGCAGGGGCCCCGCGGGCGGACAAGAAUUGUCCUCUGAGUUGGAGCUCUCGUUGAAUAAUUUGAUAACUUCAACUUCGCUCAUGUUGCGGCCUAUUUCUGAUAACAGGACCAGAGAGGGGAAGAUUGCCACCAUUGUGGAAUUUGUCAAGGAAAACAGUUUUUUUUUCAAUUUGUCGGCCAAUUUGAUCCAGGCACUUUCAAGCAACGAUGAUAACAAGUUUAUAAAUGAGUACAACCGAUACGUGAGGGAAAAGGAGAUUUUCUUACAAAAGUUUCAAUCGAACAUAGCUAAAGAGAAUGACAUGUCUAAAACGCAAAAGGACAAAAAUAAUCGCCAAGGGCAGUUGAGCUCGGCUGCUGACACUGAUGCUUCUUUUGUACAAGAUUCUGAAAAUGACAAUACGUUAAAGUUGGCAUUGAUCAGUACGGUCUUCAACGAAGUCGAUGAGAUUGCCCGGCAAUAUAGAAACAAAGUGCACGCCGAGCUUUUGUCAUUGGACCACGAGGCAAACAAAAACGGAACUGAGUUUUCCACUGACAACGCCAAGUUUAUGACUCUUGUUGAAAGUUUGCUUAAGUUGACCACCGAGGAGACUUCCCAAAGCCCCGAGUCCCAAGGCCAGGGUCACGGUGUUGGCCAGCUUGGUCCAGUUCGGGAUUUCCUCUUGAAGCAAAUCGAGAUUAUCAACAAGGACUUUGAAUAUCAAGUUGGUAAAUUCGAUAGCAGGUUUUUGCUUAUGCAAAACAAGCUAGUCGAUUACGUUUCCUCGCUUAAAGCCGAGAGAAGAAGCGGCUCGCAUGUGAAUUACAUUGCCGACAAGUAUGAAAAAUACAAAGAGGAGAUUAAGUUUGCCAAAACCAAUGACGAAAAAUUGCGCACGAUAGAUGAGGCCUUUGAAAGCAACGACUCGUUGGAUUUGAGCUUGAUUAAUGAGACGUGGUUGGUCUUGCUCAACUUUCUAAACUACUUGGAGGUGUUGUUUCUUCGGCUUGCCGAUAAGUUUGUCAACAACUACUCGCAUUACUACCGAUUGGGAGUUGAUCCCAAUGGUGAAAUACGCGAUGAAUUCUUUGUGAUGAUCAAUCAAGUGGUGGCGAUCUUGACCACCUUGUUUGAUGAUGAAACCAAGGAUGCAGAUGGGGUCAACCAAUUGGAAUCGUCGCCUUCCAAUUAUAAACAAUUUGUGCCCUGUUACGCCAAUUCCUUAUCCUCGGUUUACCAUCUUGGCAGGAUCCAGGUGCUAAUCAAUAACUUUAUGCAGAAAUUGGGCAACAUUGUUGGUGUGAUUGGCAACAUUAGCAAAUUCCAGGAUACCAAUCGCAACCUCAAGCAGCUUCGAAACUCAUCGCUUCAAAUCAAUCAAAAGAUCUUGGAAGCUGUGUGCUCAACGUGGGUUAACGAUUGUUCUCAAUUUUACGAAAUGGAAGAUUGGAAAAUUGAAGACAAGUACAAUACGAAGGAUGGAUCAUGUACGAAAUUGAUGAAUAUCAUUGAGUAUUAUCAGCUUUACAUGAUUCGCAAGAUUGCUAAAAUCACCAUGACGAGCGCAAAGGAAAAUACCAAUAACAAUAACACUGGUAGUAAUAGCAAUAUCAACUCGGAAUUUGCCGUGGUUGCCAAUUAUCCAAGCAAACGGAUUUUAAUGAGUAUCGAGAUUCAAUUUAUGAGAACUUUGAACAUUGUGGUUGACUCAAUGAUGAAAAAAUACAAUAUCGACCGGCAAAUUUACAACGAAACGGAGAUUGCCAAGGGGGCCAAUAUUGAGUUAUUCAAGAUAUUAACCAUGAACAAUUUCGACAAGCUAUCGAGAAUCACGUAUCCUCGCUUAAUUUUUGAGUUUGAUAAACAGUACACCAAGAGUUUAUCGAAGCAAAACUUGAAGCUAUUUUCCGACAUUGAUCAAGCCAGUUUGACUAUUAUUGAAGAUAUCCUCAGUAACGAAAAGGGCUACGUGUCAAACCUCACCCUGGAUUUCUUUGCCAAAUUCGACCCUAGCAAUUUUGGAGAUCGCGGCGAACGAAUUGAGCCGUUGGAGAAUAUGCCCAUGGUUGACGGGUUUGUCUAUCAAGUGUUGAUGCAUUUCGUUAAGCUUGUGUUUCGAAUGAAGCCAUUAACGAGCGAGGAAGUGUUUGUCACGAUCUUGAAUGAGCUUCAACUGUCGUUUCUCAAGAACAUCUUGGACUGUGUGAGGAACAGCCAGCAACAUUUGUCAAGGGCGCGAUUAUCGAAUUUGAUGCUUGAUGUGUGGUUCUUGUGGGAAAUCUUUGAAGGCUCGAAUAUUUUGCGGUUUAAUGACGCGAGUAAGAAAUUGUACGAUGUGCUCGUUAAUGAAAUUGAAAGUAUGCGGAAAGAUGGUGCCGGUGUUGGAGCUGAGGUGCAUCAUGGUGAUUACGAGCUCGAAGAGGCUUUAAAGAUCCAUUUGCAGAGCACAGCCAUCCAAUUUAAUUGUUUUUAG
This is a messenger RNA of Lodderomyces beijingensis, 3039 nucleotides long. The record is from the annotation of a GenBank genome assembly. NCBI's taxonomy places the organism in Eukaryota, Fungi, Ascomycota, Pichiomycetes, Serinales, Debaryomycetaceae.